GUUCUCAUCAGUUUCUCUCUAGCUCACUAUUUUCAUUUCUACACAAAAAUGAGGAGCGGUGAUUCAACCACAAUUGAUGUUCCAGAGUCAAGCGAUGUUGCUAAAGGCAAAGCACCUCUUGUGGCAAUUGUCAAGCAAGAGCAAGGGAAGGGUGGAUGGAAAAGAGGAGUUGCCAUCUUCGACUUCCUUCUUAGGCUAGGAGCUAUCAUCACCACUCUAACCGCGGCUUCCACCAUGGGUACUAGUGAUGAGACCCUUCCCUUCUUCACUCAGUUCUUCCAGUUCCAAGCUAGUUACGAUGAUUUGCCCACUUUCCAGUUUUUCGUCAUUGCAAUGGCAAUAGUGGGUGGCUACCUUGUACUUUCUCUUCCCUUCUCCAUAGUAUCCAUCGUUCGUCCCCAAGCAGUCGGACCAAGAGUGCUCCUACUCGUUUUGGACACGGUGGCGCUUACUCUAAACACCUCAGCUGCUGCCGCGGCUGCAGCCAUAGUCUACUUGGCUCACAAUGGCAAUUCCAACACAAAUUGGCUAGCCAUCUGCCAGCAAUACGGUGAUUUCUGCCAGAAAGUCAGUGGUGCCGUGGUGGCCGCAUUUGUCUCGGUUGUUGUCUUCGUGUUCCUUAUUUUGCUGUCUGCUUUGGCCAUCCGAAAGCCUUGA
Molecule: messenger RNA, 657 nt
Organism: Quercus lobata
Lineage: Eukaryota; Viridiplantae; Streptophyta; Magnoliopsida; Fagales; Fagaceae
Product: casparian strip membrane protein 1-like
Exons: 3
Coding region: 49-657 (202 amino acids)
Source: RefSeq, a predicted model, not a curated record